Dama dama (fallow deer) is the source of this 2583-nucleotide messenger RNA. It is a transcript of the gene SEPTIN10, whose product is annotated as septin 10. The record is from RefSeq and is a predicted model, not a curated record. Gene Ontology annotation, molecular function: molecular adaptor activity; GTPase activity; GTP binding. The transcript is spliced from 11 exons. Bases 81 to 1442 code for a protein of 453 amino acids. Gene Ontology annotation, cellular component: microtubule cytoskeleton; septin complex; septin ring. NCBI's taxonomy places the organism in Eukaryota, Metazoa, Chordata, Mammalia, Artiodactyla, Cervidae. Gene Ontology annotation, biological process: cytoskeleton-dependent cytokinesis.
CCCGCCCUCCGCUGCUGGACGCGCGGCUCGGCCGGCCGCCGCCGCCUUGCUGGCCCCUCGCCCGCCCAGUCGCCCGGACCAUGGCCUCCGAGGUGGCGCGGCACCUGCUCUUUCAGUCUCACAUUGCAACAAAAACAGCUCAUACGUCCUCACAAGUGUCUGACCAUGAGCAGAAACAAAAAGAAGGUCCUCGCUCUUUAACCAUGUCUGGCCAUGUUGGUUUUGAGAGCCUGCCUGAUCAGCUGGUCAACAGGUCAAUCCAGCAAGGCUUCUGCUUUAACAUUCUCUGUGUGGGGGAGACUGGAAUUGGAAAAUCAACGCUGAUUGACACAUUGUUUAAUACUAAUUUUGAAGACCAUGAAUCCUCACAUUUUUACCCACAUGUUAGACUUAAAGCACAGACAUAUGAACUCCAGGAAAGUAACGUUCGAUUGAAACUAACCAUUGUGAAUACAGUGGGAUUUGGUGACCAAAUAAACAAAGAAGAGAGCUACCAACCAAUAGUUGACUACAUAGAUGCUCAGUUUGAAGCUUACCUCCAAGAAGAGCUGAAGAUCAAGCGCUCUCUCUUUAAUUACCAUGACUCCCGCGUGCACGUGUGCCUCUACUUCAUCUCCCCGACAGGCCACUCCCUGAAGACACUGGAUCUCUUGACCAUGAAGAGCCUGGACAGCAAGGUGAACAUUAUACCAGUGAUUGCCAAAGCAGAUGCAAUUUCUAAAACUGAAUUACAGAAGUUUAAGAUCAAGCUCAUGAGUGAACUGGUCAGCAAUGGUGUUCAGAUAUACCAUUUCCCAACAGAUGAUGAAACUAUUGCUAAGAUCAAUGCUUCAAUGAACGGACACCUGCCAUUUGCUGUGGUGGGAAGUAUGGAUGAAGUGAAAGUUGGAAAUAAGAUGGUCAAAGCUCGCCAGUAUCCCUGGGGCGUCGUACAAGUGGAGAACGAAAACCACUGCGACUUUGUCAAGCUCCGGGAGAUGCUCAUUUGUACAAACAUGGAGGAUCUUCGAGACCAGACCCACACAAGGCACUAUGAGCUGUACCGGCGCCGCAAACUGGAGGAGAUGGGCUUCAUGGACGUGGGCCCAGAGAACCAGCCACUCAGUCUUCAGGAGACCUACGAAGCCAAGAGACACGAGUUCUAUGGUGAGCGCCAGAGGAAGGAAGAAGAGAUGAAGCAGCUAUUUGUGCAGCGUGUGAAGGAGAAAGAAGCCAUCCUGAAAGAAGCUGAGAGAGAGCUCCAGGCCAAGUUUGAGCACCUUAAAAGAGUCCACCAAGAGGAGAAGCUGAGGCUGGAAGAGAAGAGAAGACUUCUGGAAGAAGAAAUCAUCGCUUUCUCCAAGAAGAAAGCUACCUCUGAGAUAUACCAGAACCAGACCUUUAUGACCCCAGGCAGCAACCUGAGGAAGGACAAGGACCGCAAGAACUCCAAUUUUAUGUAAAACAAAGGUUCCAGAUCACAGAAGGUCAUCACAAGCAAAAGCUAUUAAAAUGUUAGAAGUAUGCUUUGAUUUUCUUGCUGUUUUUAUUUGAUGUAUUACUUAUGCUGUAUUACUUAUUCUUUAUCUGGCAAAUGGCCACAGUUACUGCCAUUUAUGGGAAAAUACUUUUAAGUAUGAGGUCAAUAUAUAAGCCAGACUUGAUGGUAUUAUUCACUGUUAGUAGUUUAAGAUAAGUUUGUGAUGAAUUGAGAUAAUUUCCCCUGCUGCCCACUGCCUGUCACUAUACUGUGACAAGAGUGUCUGUUGGUGGCUUUGAAAAUACAGGACUCAUAUAUGUUAGGCUCUGAUUGCAUAUAUAUUCCAAGAUGAAUCUUUUGUGUACAUACCAAAGGUAUGUAAAGGUAAACUUUGGGGAAUAUGUUUUAAAAUGUAUUAUGUAUCUGAAACUCUAGCAGCUCAAAACUUUUAAAGUUUUGAUACAAUUAUCUAGUUGGAAACAUGAUCCUAAGCUUUUGUAUCAGAUUACAUAUUAUGUGCUUCAGCAUUGUGGUCCAUGUGUUGUUGUGAUAUGUUUAACAGCAGAAACACUCAGGUAAAUAAGCCCUUUUCUAGUGAUAAGUAACUUUAGAACUGGGUGUCCUCACACUGUGUGCAUUAGUCUGUAUUACAUAAUUGUUUAAAACUGUCUUCCAGGGUAAAUAAAGUUAAAUCAUCUUACUAAAAAUAUUUCUUAAGAAAAUAGCUAUGAACAUCUGAAUAUUAAAGAUAAAAAUUUAGGUAAUUCAUAUUGUAAAGGAUAUUUGAAUUCAGUGCCUUAGCAUUUGCAGAACAAUUUAAUGGUUUCUAACUUUUUCUUAACAUUUCAUUAAGUUUUCACUUUUUGUACCUGAAUAUUCUAAAUGAAACUGAUAUUUACUCUUGACAAAUAAAAUGUAUCUACAUAUUUACUAAACUGUGUUUAAAUCACUUUAACUUUUCUUUUUGCAAAUUGAUCUUAAACACUUUAUCAGAACUAGUUAAUUGUAUGUUUGAGUUAUUUUAAAACAGAGGUGGAUGAUCAGUACUUCUCAGACAACAGAAUGUUUUACACGGCACAUGUCAGAUUCUGAGCAGUGUAUUUUUCACGAAUUUCUGUUAAGUC